This is a messenger RNA of Sphaeramia orbicularis (orbiculate cardinalfish), 2223 nucleotides long. It is a transcript of the gene rsph4a, whose product is annotated as radial spoke head component 4A. The transcript is spliced from 7 exons. The coding region runs from base 271 to 1797 and encodes 508 amino acids. NCBI's taxonomy places the organism in Eukaryota, Metazoa, Chordata, Actinopteri, Kurtiformes, Apogonidae. The record is from RefSeq and is a predicted model, not a curated record. Gene Ontology annotation, biological process: axoneme assembly; cilium assembly; cilium movement involved in cell motility. Gene Ontology annotation, cellular component: radial spoke; axoneme.
GCGCAUGCACGGAAGCCGACUGUGUCCGCGCGCUCCCGCGAGCCUUGCAACCGAUUUGUUACUGUUACCAUAGCAACUCACGAAGUUUGGUCCACACUAUCAGCGUUUUCAGAGUUAGCUAGCUAUUUGUGUCAUUAUUAUUAUUUCUACGGUAUAUGUUUUAACGUGUUCUUUAGUUGUUUUAUACUUAAAUGUAACCUGUUUUUGUUAAACUGCUGAUGUGCUUAAAGUUGAGAAAGUGUGGAGACAAGGUUAACGCGGUUUAAAGACAUGGACAGUGCAGACAGGCUGCAGACAGCUGCCUCUUUCAAGGCCUAUCUACUGAAAGACAGCACAAAAACCAACCUCAACCUCUAUGACCACCUGACCCGGGUACUAAUGAAGGUGAUGGAUGAGCGUCCACACAAUGCAGUGGAUGUGUUUGAGGAUAUAAGUCGAGAUGUAAAGCGGGGUUUAUUUGAAGAGAAGCAGAGCACCCUAAGGGACCUGACAGAGGCCACAGCUGCUGAGCAGCUGGCUGAACAGCAGCGCCUGCUCUUCUCUCGCUUAGAAGACGCUGACCAGGAGGAAGAACUGGUGGAAAUGUUCCUUCCUAAUGUAAGUGAGAUCGCCUUCUAUCUGGAGCAGGCUGGAGUGGGCCUGGGCAGAGAGGAGAUGCAGAGGAUCUUCCUCGCCCUCAAGCAGCUGGUUGAAUCCCAGGGUCUGCAGCACUGCCGACUCUGGGGGAAGAUUCUGGGAACAGAGAGCAGCUAUAUUGUUGCAGAAGCUGAGCACAGAGAGGGAGACGAAGAGGAAGAAGAUCAGAGCAUAGAAGCAGCAGCUGAAGAAGAGGAGGAAAAGGCAGAGGCGGAGGAGAACGAGAAUGAUCCACUCCCUCAGUCAACCUAUAAACCCCCUCCUGUGGUGCCAAAGGAGGCCACAGGAACAGGGGCUAACAAAUUUAUUUACUAUGUUUGCAAAGAGCCCGGUCUUCCAUGGGUAAGGCUUCCUACAGUGAGUCCUGCACAGAUCAAUGCUGCUCGCCAGAUACGUAAAUUCUUCACGGGGCGACUGGACGCCCCUGUUAUCACCUAUCCACCUUUCCCCGGGAAUGAAGCCAAUUAUCUGAGAGCACAGAUCGCUCGAAUCUCUGCAGGCACACAAGUCAGCCCCCAGGGCUACUACCAGGCUGGAGAGGAUGAAAGCAAUGAAGAAGAUGAGGUACCCCACGACACCUAUGAAGUCAAUCCAGACUUUGAGGGCCUUCCAGUUUCUGAGAUGGCUGAUUCUUUGUCCACCUGGGUGCAUCACAUCCAACACAUCCUGCAGCAGGGACGCUGUACCUGGGUGAACCUUGCCAUGAAACAAGGGGAUGAGUUUAAUGAGGAAACUGAGGCUGAGGACAGGGAGGAAGAGACUGAUGAGCCUGAACCAGAAGUUGGACCCCCACUGCUAACGCCCCUGUCCCAGGAUGCAGAAAUCACCAACACUCCACCGUGGAGCUCUAAGAUGUCCUCCACUCUCACUGCUCAGCAUGCAGUCGCUGUGCUGCGAUCCAACCUCUGGCCUGGAGCGUACGCAUAUGCAUGUGGAAAGAAGUUUGAGAACAUAUACAUUGGAUGGGGUUUGAAGUAUGCAGGGGUAGGGUACAAUCCACCAGUCCCACCACUGCCACAGAGAGAGUAUGCCAGUGGACCAGAAAUCACAGAAGCUCUGGACCCAACACUGGAGGAGGAGCAGGCUCUCAAAGAAGCUUUAGAGGAGCAGCAAGCUGCUGAGGAGGAGAUGGAGGACUCUGAAGAUGAGGAGGAUGACUGAUGACUACUUUUGUUUUUGGAAGGCUCAGUUUUGUCAGCAACAUUCCUUGAUGUAAAAUAAAUGAACUGCACUCUAAUAUUUUCAAGUCAGUGAUGUUAAGAUGACACAGUACUUCUGAUACCAGUGUAUCCAAAUGAUUUUGAUGAUAAUCUGUGUUGGCCUAAAGGGGAUGAGGUUUAUUACUGCUGAUAAUAAUCCCAAAUACAACAUCCAAAAGUCUCUACCAUUUAAAAUUUCUGAGCUUUCUUCAUGAACAUUUGUUCUUAAAAGACUUCUUCAAACUUUUUCACAAUGAUAAAUUUCAUCUUGUUGAACUGUUAUUUUAACUAGUAUUUAUGCUUUUCCAGAUGUCAUCUUGAAGACCCUAAUUAAUUUAGCACAGGAAGUUUAAACUGGAAAAGUAGCCUAGGAAAAAAGGGUGGAGAU